AUGUAUUCAUCUGAUCAAAUGCCAUGUUCUAUGUUCUCUCUUAUUGCAGCUCAAAUUACUAGAUAUAUGAAAGAGGUCCAAGCCAAGAAUCACACAGAAGUAACAGAAUUUAUUCUCUUAGGACUCUUGGACAAUUCAGAUCUACAGGCUGUCCUCUUUGGAUUGUUUCUGUUGAUCUAUGUAGCAACCAUGGUGGGUAAUUUGGGGAUGAUUGUGUUAAUUAAGAUUGAUCUCAGUCUCCACACCCCCAUGUACUUCUUUCUCAGCAGCCUCUCCUUUGUUGAUGCCUCUUACUCUUCUUCUGUCAUUCCUAAGAUGCUGGUGAACCUUGUGGCUGAGAAUAAGGCCAUUUCUUUUAAUGGGUGUGCUGCCCAGUUCUACUUCUUUGGCUCCUUCCUGGGGACUGAAUGCUUCCUGUUAGCCAUGAUGGCAUAUGACCGCUACACAGCCAUUUGGAACCCUCUGCUCUAUCCAGUUCUCAUCUCUGGGAGAAUUUGCUGCUUCCUAGUAGCUGCCUCAUUCCUAGCAGGCUUUGGGAAUGCAGCCAUACACACAGGAAUGACUUUCAGAUUGUCCUUUUGUGGAUCCAAUAAGAUCAACCAUUUCUACUGUGAUACUCCACCCCUGCUCAAACUGUCUUGCUCUGACACUCACAUCAAUGGCAUUGUGAUCAUGGCUUUCUCCAGUUUUAUUGUUGUCAGCUGUGUUGUGGUUGUCCUUAUUUCAUACCUGUGCAUCCUCAUUGCCAUCCUGAGGAUGCCCUCAUUAGAGAGCAGACACAAAGCCUUCUCCACAUGUGCCUCUCACCUUAUGGCUGUCACCAUAUUCUUUGGGACAAUUCUCUUCAUGUACUUGCGUUCCAUGUCUAGCUACUCAAUGGAGCAGGACAAGAUUGUCUCUGUCUUUUAUACAGUAGUGAUCCCUAUGCUAAAUCCUCUUAUCUACAGUUUGAAAAAUAAGGAUGUGAAAGAGGCCCUAAAGAAGAUCUUACAGAAAGAGAUACUCUAA
Messenger RNA from Hippopotamus amphibius kiboko, 1008 nucleotides. Its product is annotated as olfactory receptor 5AP2. Gene Ontology annotation, cellular component: membrane. The coding region runs from base 1 to 1008 and encodes 335 amino acids. Lineage: Eukaryota; Metazoa; Chordata; Mammalia; Artiodactyla; Hippopotamidae. The record is from RefSeq and is a predicted model, not a curated record. Gene Ontology annotation, molecular function: odorant binding; G protein-coupled receptor activity; olfactory receptor activity. The transcript has a single exon. Gene Ontology annotation, biological process: sensory perception of smell; G protein-coupled receptor signaling pathway.